UAGCUGGUUGGCUAGGCAGGAGGCUAUGGCUAGGCAGCCUUGUAAACAAAAUGGCGGGAUUCACAUUUGGGUCCUCUUUUCAGGCUCCGACAGCAGCGACAACUCAAAGUUUUGGAGCUUUCGGUGCUCCUGCGGCGACUCAACCUGCUGCGUCCACGUUCAGCUUUGGUGCGCCGGCGAAGACCACCGGCUUCAGUUUCGCCGGAUUCGGUGCUCCGUCAACCAGCACGACGGCGCCGACCUUUGGAACAACUGGGACCACGGGGUUCAGCUUUGGCUCGACUGCCCCCGCAACCACUGCCGGCACGGGAUUCGGAUUUGGCUUCGGCCAGCCUGCUAGCACGGCGGCGGCGGGCACCGGAUUCAGCUUCGGCCAGCCCACAGCUGCCACCACCGCCACGACCGGCACACCCGGCUUUGCCUUUGGCCAGCCUGCCGGCACCGGAUUUGGCUUUGGUGCGCAGACGACUUCAACCGCACCGACCUUCAACUUUAGCGGAGGCCUUGGCACGGCAUCGAGCGCUCCGGGGUUCUCCUUUGGUACGGCGGCACCUAUCACAUCAACCGGUAGCACUGGCUUUAAUUUCGGAGGUUUCGGCACGGGAACCAGCACGACCCAGAGUUCCCUCUUUGGCGGAGGGUCGCUCUUUUCGACUGGGUUCGGGACCUCCGCGGGCACCGCACCUGCCUUCGGAGCUGCCGGCGCCGCCGCCCAAGCUGGUGGCGCCGGGGCGGCGGGCAACGUUGCCAACCUGGCAGCUGCGCUGUCCCUGCCCACGGUGUUUAACGACGAGCGUGACGCCAUCUUGGCCAAGUGGAACCAGCUGCAGGCUUUCUGGGGCACGGGCAAGGGCUACUUCUCCGGUCAGGCGCCGCCGGUCACCUUUACGCCGGACAACCCCUUCUGCUGCUUCAAGGCGAUCGGCUACAGCGCACUGCCAACGUCCAAGCCCGAGGACGGCCUGGUGGCCCUGGUGUUUGAGAAGCGACUGGAGGACGUGCAGCCCGUGCAGACGCAGCUGGUCGAGGGGCUCCAUCGAGUGCUGGGCAGCAAGCCCACCCUCUCCGUCUGCGUGGAUGGGCUCAAGAGCCUCUCCCCAGACAAGUGCGAGUUGGUGGUGUACGUGAUGGAGCGUUCGCCGUCGGGGGCGGUGCGCCGGGUGCCGUCCAACGAGCUGGCCUCGUUCAUGGACGGCUUCUCGGUGAAGCCCCAGCUGACGACCCUGGGCGUGCAGGCGGUGGUGUCGAAAGCUGCACCCUCCAAGGACUGGCUCAAGCAGUACCUGGACAACCCGCCCUGUGGCAUGGACCCAUUGCUGUGGCAGCAGGCCAAGCUGGACAACCCCGAUCCUGAUCGGCUCAUCCCGGUCCCGAUGAUCGGGUUUGCUGAACUCCGACGGCGCUUCAAGCUCCAGGAGCACGAGAUCAAGCAGCAUCAAAGCCGCCUAGAUAUCAUUGCAGAGGACAUCGCGGAGCUGCAGCGCCAACACGCCACCACAGUGGCCAAGAUCGAAGAGCACAAGCGCAAGCAGUCGGAUCUCAACCACAGGGUGCUCAAGGUGAUGGUGCAUCAAGAGGUGAACAGAAAGCUCGGAUUUGGGAUCCAGCCAGAAGAGGAGAAGCUGCGCACAAUUCUGGAAAGCAAUCUGGCAGAACUGAGUGCCCCUACACAGUUUAAGGGUCGCUUGAAUGAGCUCAUGUCCCAGAUCAAGAUGCAGAACAACCAUAUGACGUGCGCAAGUGCCCCCCUAAGCUGCACUCUCGACCCGGCAUUCGUGAACCAACUCAAAGAGCACCUCAAGAACCAGCAGUGCGGGAUUUCACAGCUGGUUAAGAUCCUGAAAACGGACAUGGAGGACUUGAAGGCGGUCGAGAGCAGCCUCCAGCAGGGGGCAGCGGCGCAGCGGAGAUAGUGACGGUGCCCCUAGGUUGCACGUGGCGGCGGGGCCCGUUCUGUCCUUUGGAAGAAAGGGGUGGCCGGGAUGUCCGUUCCGCAAAACUCUGCUUUUAUUUGUAUAAAGACGACUCCCAAUGGCGAAGUUGUAUAUGGGCUCGUGUUUUUAACGGGAGAUCUGUUUUGGGUUUAUGAAGGGGGCGAUUCUAGGCGGAGAUUUCACGCCGCGGAUGGAGUUUACUGUCACCAAACAUACGCGCUGAAACAGUCCUUCGUGCUGCGAGCUUUUGAGAUCUACCAGUUUUAGAGAGAGCUGUGGUCUCAACUACAACAAGAAUGUGAAGUUGAGGUAUCAUACUUUGGACUAUUUGACAAUUUGAGAGAUAGAACGUGCGCGUACCGCAGACGCAGAAAAAGGACCCGAUCGGGUGUUUUGGCUUGUAUUGUCUGCGGGGGUACAUUUGAGACCACGUAAAGUCAUUCUGUCACGUGGCCCGAUGCCGUGCUACUCAAUCACGUGACCUGGCGGCUUGCGACGUGGUCGCAUUAUCUGACGGCACAUGGCCACGUGACUUUUCUGGAUAGACUCUCUGUUCACGGGAGUUUGGCUGGUGCAUAAGCCCUUAUUAAGUUCUAUUGUUGCUAGUCGCUGGCAGGAUUAGGGUGGAAGGGAUGUACUUCAGUUGUCUUGCCUCCAAUGUAAGCUUCCUACCUUCGCCAAAGCAUGGUGGAAGGCAAUGAGUGCGGCUGGCCCGGCAUCCGAAAGCGACGCCCUACCAUAUUCAUCUUGUCGGCGACUGGUGCAGCCAUCGGGUAUUGCCUGACCAAACAAUGUGUAAAUAUAUUUGCAUGUCAUGUUUGAGCAAUUAGAGUUGCGCAACGAUGAUGUAAAAUGAGUUUUUAUGGGGGUAAUAAAAUUAGAAAA
This is a messenger RNA of Ixodes scapularis (black-legged tick), 2819 nucleotides long. It is a transcript of the gene Nup54, whose product is annotated as nuclear pore complex protein Nup54. Gene Ontology annotation, cellular component: nuclear pore central transport channel; nuclear pore. The transcript is spliced from 11 exons. Gene Ontology annotation, biological process: nuclear pore organization; NLS-bearing protein import into nucleus; protein localization to nuclear inner membrane. Lineage: Eukaryota; Metazoa; Arthropoda; Arachnida; Ixodida; Ixodidae. Gene Ontology annotation, molecular function: structural constituent of nuclear pore. The coding region runs from base 51 to 1913 and encodes 620 amino acids. The record is from RefSeq and is a predicted model, not a curated record.